Leptonychotes weddellii (Weddell seal) is the source of this 1877-nucleotide messenger RNA. The record is from RefSeq and is a predicted model, not a curated record. Lineage: Eukaryota; Metazoa; Chordata; Mammalia; Carnivora; Phocidae.
AUGACGUUCAUGUCACCCUCCAGGCCCUCGAAUAGCGAUCUGUCCCUCCUGCAGGUGAACCUGGUGCUGGGGGACGGCCGGUCCCUGGGUCUCACAAUCCGCGGGGGAGCCGAGUACGGCCUGGGCAUUUACGUCACCGGCGUGGACCUGGGCUCAGAAGCAGAAAGCAGUGGACUCAAGGACGAUGUGAAAGCCUCCGAGGCGCUGCCGAGCUCCAAGCCGCCGCCUCCCCCACCGCCUCUGUCCCAAGGCCACAACGGGCCACCCGCCCAGCCGAGGAAGCCGGGGAAAGAGGACCUCCAGCCACCGUCCUCUGCGUCUUCCCACUCGGGCAUCGUCUUCUCGGCCCCCAGGAACCGCAGCCCACCGGCGGGCACCGCGCCUGCCCCGGGGGCCGCCUCAGCACAAGACUCGCCCUUCUCCCCCAUCUAUGCCUCUGUGCCCCCUGCCAAGCCCGGCUCCAAGAGACCGCUGGACGCCCACCUGGCCCUGGUCAGCCAGCACCGCAUCGGCCCCUUCCCGCGAGUCCAGUCGCCCCCGCACCUGAAGAGCCCCCCUGCAGAGGGUGGCUGCCUCCCGCCACCCUCCCCCUCCGGCCAGCCCGACGCGGCGGGCACAAACCAGCACUUUGUCAUGGUGGAGGUGCACCAGCCCGACAGCGAGCCGGACGUGAACGAAGUGAGGGCGCUGCCCCAGGCGCGCACAGGCUCCACACUCUCCCAGCUCUCGGACAGCGGGCAGACCCUGAGCGAGGACAGCGGUGUGGACGCCGGUGAGGCAGAAGCCAGCGCCCCGGGCCGAGGCAGACAGACGGCACCCACCAAGAGUAGGAGUAGCAAGGAGCCACCUCGGGACGAGAGGACCACAGAGGGGGCUGCCAAACCGCCUGGACUCCUGGAGCCCACGUCCACCCUGGUCCGCGUGAAGAAAAGCGCGGCCACCCUGGGCAUUGCCAUCGAGGGUGGUGCCAACACUCGCCAGCCCCUGCCUCGGAUCGUCACGAUUCAGCGAGGUGGUUCAGCCCACAACUGUGGGCAGCUCAAGGUGGGCCACGUGAUCCUGGAAGUGAACGGGCGGACACUUCGGGGCAAGGAGCAUCGGGAGGCGGCGCGCGUCAUCGCGGAGGCCUUCAAGACCAAGGAGCGAGACUACGUCGACUUUCUGGUCACCGAGUUCAAUGUGAUGCUCUAGAGGCGGAGGCCCGGAGGCCUCCCACUGUUGCCCAGUCCCCGGCCCCGGCCCCUCCUCCCUCCUGGCACUGUUAAGCUCCUUGAAGGCCCGAGCUGCAUAGCCAGGGAGCAAGGAGACGUCCCCCCACUCUUUCCCGGCCCACUGGCCCGGAACCAGGAGAAGAAAGCCGGGGGAGGCAAACAGAAGGUCAGGUCGGGAUCCGGUGCCAUGCGUGGGGUACACGGUAGGCGCUCAGUAUAAGCAGUGGGUGUCAGGAAGGAGAGAAAGUCCACCUGAGGCCUGCCAGGGCCUGUUCCCCUGGGUUGGGGAGGGGCACUGGUCCCCGUUCCCCCGCCAGCUAGGACCUGGCCCAUCCUCCAGAUGUCUGAGCCUUUAUGUGGAGUGAGGCCACGCGAGAAUUCGUGGACACGGCCCCCAGCCCAGGGGGCAUCUCGAAGGACCUAUAGUGCCACAAAUAAGCAUCAAGCACCCCCCCCCAUUCACACCCCCAUUCUUCCUGGCUCCUCAUCCCCCCAUAGUAUUUAUUAUUUAUUUCCCUCUCCUCACCCCUGGGGACCCCAAGACCCCAGCUUCCCACCCCGUGCCCAGCCUAACCCAGAGGCCUUGCAGGGGACGAGUGAUGUCAGUGUAUUUAUAUACAGAGCUUAUGUCUUUAAUUUUUCAAUAAAGAAACCUGAACAAGGUUA